CAGCACGUGAAGCUCUACUCAUCCCGGACGCCAAGCAUGUCUAGAUAUGGCUACAUGUAUUGACCAAGCUAUCAUCCUAUUCGAACCCUGUUGCUCCAUCGCUCCCUCACCAUGGCCGACCAAGCGUUUACGCUGAACUUCCUGGGCGAUGUUAUGCUAGGUCGACUUAUUGAUCAACUGUUCGUACAUCAUGUCCACGAGCCGGAAGAAGCACGCAUAUCCCCAUGGGGCAAUACUCUCCCGCUUCUGCAUGAAGCUGACUUGAACCUCAUCAACCUGGAGACGGCCGUGACCACUCAUCCCACCAAAUGGCCGAACAAAGUGUUCAAUUACCGCAUGCACCCAGCCAAUAUUGCCACGCUACAGGCAGCCAGGAUACACUAUGCCACUCUUGCGAACAAUCACACCCUUGACUUCUGUGAGCCAGGCCUUUGGGAGACAGUACGUACGGUGAAGAAGGCGGGAUUGGCUUUUGCAGGUGCUGGAGAGACUAGUGAGGAAGCUACAAGACCGGCGGUGCUGAUGCUCAGCGGCAGCAAGCGCGAAUAUGAAGUGCAUGUUUUUGCGGCUGCCGAUCAUCCAAGUGAUUGGGCGGAGGUGGACUCCUUUCACCUCAUUGAUUAUACGAAACGAACGAAGGAAAGAUUGAAAGCCUUGAUCACAGGUCCGGUCUCUGCUAAGGCCGCCUUGAAGGUGUUCUCAGUGCACUGGGGUCCGAAUUACGCCUGGCAGCCGGACUCACGGAUUCAAGAUUUGGCUCACUUCCUUAUCGAUGAAUGUGGCAUUGACAUAGUCCACGGUCACUCAUCUCACCACGUCCAGGGUGUUGAGAAGUAUAACAGUAAGCUGAUCAUAUACGGCUGUGGUGACUUCGUUGACGACUACGCCCUCGUGGCCGACUAUCGGAAUGACUUGAGCGGCAUUUGGAGAGUCAUCGUCCAUGAGACCGCAGAUGGAGAAUCGUUGAAGCUAAGAAGGCUUGAGGUGUUCCCUACGAAGAUCGAAAGUUUCGCGGCGAGGAAACUACAAGCCUCGGAGCCAGAUGCGCAGUGGGUGCUGGAGAAGGUCCGGAGUCUGAGCGCCGAACUGGCCACUACGGUUAAGUCAGCAGCAGAUGGUCGCAUUGUUUGUGACCUAACAUGACAUUGCUCCUGACGGCCGUUCCCUGCUAUCUUCGAAACGAUAAUGUCCAGUCCUCGCUGAAAUAAGCCACGGUGACAACUGGCGAGCUUUUGCACAGCAUAUGCGCUGCACUCUGCCCAGGACACCGCUCGGAAAGAGGGCAAGUUCGUAGAACUGCCGGUACAGUUGGCUUUAC
Molecule: messenger RNA, 1318 nt
Organism: Baudoinia panamericana UAMH 10762
Lineage: Eukaryota; Fungi; Ascomycota; Dothideomycetes; Mycosphaerellales; Teratosphaeriaceae
Exons: 2
Coding region: 112-1143 (343 amino acids)
Source: RefSeq, a predicted model, not a curated record